Salmo salar (Atlantic salmon) is the source of this 886-nucleotide messenger RNA. The record is from RefSeq and is a predicted model, not a curated record. Lineage: Eukaryota; Metazoa; Chordata; Actinopteri; Salmoniformes; Salmonidae.
AGGAGGAGAGGGAAGUGCAGAGAACAUUGUUUGGCUGACAGAAGAUUUGAGAAACGACUGCAACAAAAAGGCCGGAUGGGAGUCUAUACUGACACGCAUACACACCCACAACACAGACAUGGAUAGACUGCGGCCGACCAGUGACUCCGGUCGACUACUGCCAGUGGUACCCAAAGACCCUCUCACUAAUGCAUUAGAUGCCAUUGUGGUCAGCACUGAUCUCAUCGAGGAUGCACUCCGACCUCACCUGGAAACAGUACUUACUGUCAUACAGGAAAAACAGCGUGGGGCUGCGGAACAGGUGGCAGUGAGUGGUGUAUUACCUACUCUGGCUCAAGCCCUUAGGAGGAGAGGACCGCUUACUUUAAUGACUGCUAAACUGGUGUCAGAACUGGCCAGAGAAACGGUGAUCAGGGAGAGGUGUGGUGAGACAGGGGUGUCAUCUGCUCUGCUGUCUGUGCUGCUCUCCAGGGAUCAGGAGCUACUGAUACACGCUGGCCAGCGCUUAUCGCUCGUAUCUGCUACGAGAGCCGUGACAUGGGAGAGGGGGGAGGAUGGAGGUAUAUCGUGGGAGAGAGGCGUGUCGCUAUGCCCCGAGGAGUCUGUGUUUCGUGGCGUGACUUGUCACUCCUGCGGCUUUGGCUCCAUGGUUACAGUCGUCAGACUGACCCAGUGGUCGCCCGGGCAACACACCGUCAGCAUCGAGGUGUUAUCCCGUUACUCCAUCGGGUUCUGGACAAUGCAUAACAACCACCGGACAGUGCGACGUUCGCCACUCUCUCACCUGGGAACGUGUCCUAGGUUCUACAAAGCCAUCAAGUACUCCGUCCAGAACAUUCCCAACAGUAGAAGCCUCAAGUCACUGAUCUUCCACAUCUUCCUUUGA